UUCUCCAAGCACACUUUUUGGAGCCGCUACUUGCGUCAAGGGGCUCUUCUUCAGCGGUCUCUCGAUCGAGCCCCCCUCGCUUGUCUUUUUUUUUUCUCACACACUGUCGCUCUGAAGUGCAGCAAAAUGGUAGCGAACAGGCUGCAUUCGUGUCUCAAGUGGACUUUGGCCAUCGUCGGCGUCGUCUCUCUCACGAUGAACAUCGUCUUCCUCUGCAUGAGCUCCGAAAAGGCGCCCAGAUGCGCCGUCAAGCCUCUCUUCCCGCCGAAAGGGAAGCACGACGCACGCAGCAUGGUGUUCGCCGACCUGACCCGCGAUGAGUACACGCAGGUGCGGGACUUCAUGCUCGGACAGAAGAGUCUGGACUUAACCAACGACGCGUUGGCCAAACCGUCGCAGAACUUUCUGUUUCUCAUAGAGCUGUCGCUACCCAAGAAGAAAGACGCGCUGGGUUACCUUGACCAGAAUAGUACCAAGCCCUCGCGGGAGGCGACGGUCGUGGUGUUCCACGGCGCGAACGGUCAGAUCAUAGAGUACGUGGUGGGCCCCCUCCCCAACCCAACAAACUUCACAGACGUCACGCAGAAGAGGUACAACAAGACGCUGCCCAUCAGUGCGCGCACGGUGACCAUCGGGGAGUACGCGUUGCUCUUUAAGUUUACCCGCGCGCAGGUAUACUCCAAACUCCCUAAACUUCUGAAGGAAAGCUUCGACGUGGACAAGGACAAAACUAUCAAUGAGUUCGAGCAGAUGCCCCGCGGGGUGAAAUCCGGCGACAGGAUCACCUGGAUCUCCUUCUUCAGGGACAUGAGUGGCAUGUACAUCCACCCGGUGGGGCUGGAGGUCCAGGUCAAACACCAGAGCCUGAACGAGUCGGAAUGGACCGUCGAACGCGUGCUUUAUAACGGUCAGUACUUCAACACGGUGGAGGACCUCCGAGAGCAAUACGAGGCUGGCAACGUGAGCAAAAUCGUUUACAAGGAAACACCCGACUACGGCUCCCUGAAGCCCAAGGUCCGACCCCUGCAGGUGCCGCCCUUGCAGUACUACCCCGAGGGGAAGCGCUUCAGCGUGGAGAACAAUCAAGUCCUCUACCUGGACUGGAGCUUCGCCUUCGGCCUGAGCUCCCUCACGGGCAUGCGUGCGUUCGACGUGCGCUUCAAGGGCGAGCGGAUCGUGUACGAGCUGAGCGUGCAGGAGGCCAUGUCGGUGUACGGUUCCGUCACGCCGGGCAUGGCGCUCACCAAGUUCCUGGACUCCAGCAUCGGCAUUGGCCGCUUCGCCCACGAGCUCGCGCGGGGGGUCGACUGCCCCUACGACGCCACCUACAUCACCACGCACCGCUACAUCGACGUGUCGGCGCCCGUGCGCUACAAGAACUCCAUCUGCGUGUUCGAGCACAACACGGGACAGCCCCUGCGCAGGCACUUCUCCGACUUCUUCAGCAACAGCUACGGCGGGCUGGUGAACAGCGCCCUGGUGUUCAGGACCAUCACGGCCAUCGGCAACUACGACUACAUGUGGGACUUCGUGUUCUACCAGAACGGCGCGCUGGAGGCCAAGGUGCACGCCACCGGCUACAUGUCCACGUCCUACCUGGUGAAGGGCAGUAACAAAUACGGCCACCAGGUGGCGGACAAGGUCCUGGGGAACAUUCACACCCACUUUGUCAACUUCAAAGUGGACAUGGAUGUGUUGGGAGUGAAAAAUGUGUUCCUGACCAAAGACAUGAAGUACACCAACGUGUCGAUGCCUUGGAACCCGAGCCAUCACGCCAUGGUUCCUCAACUGGUGGAGGAACAACUCAAAACGGAAAAGGCCGCGGCUCUGCGCUACGGCACCGUGACGCCGCGCUACCUCCACGUCGCCAGCAGGGCGCUGAACCGCUGGGGCCACGAGCGCUCCUACCGGCUCCAGGUCACCACCUUCGCCGGGGACCCCCUCCCAGAGAGCGCGCCGGAGGAGAAGGCCAUGUCGUGGUCGAGAUACAAGGUGGCUAUCACCAAGCACAAAGACGCGGAGCAGACCAGCAGCAGUCUGUACAGUCAGAACGACAUCUGGAGCCCCGCGGUGGACUUCAGCAAGUACAUCGCGGACAACGAGAGCAUCGACAACGAGGAUCUGGUGGCCUGGAUCACCACGGGCUUCCUCCACAUCCCGCACGCGGAGGACGUCCCCAACACGGUGACGGUGGGGAACGGCGGCGGGGUCCUCCUGCGGCCGCACAACUACUUUGACGUGGACCCGUCCAGCGAGUCGCCCGACGCCGUGUACAUCAAGCCCCAGUCGGAGCAGAGCUGCGACACCAACCGCAUGGCCUGCCUGGCUCAGGACAGCUGCAGCCCCGUCCGGGAACCCUUCACCUACAACGGCUUCGAAGGAGUCCUGAAGUUUGACUAGUUCGGGUCGACCCGUUUGGGGGGGAAAAGGGUUUCGGGAAUCAGAGUUUGCAGGUUGUACUUUUGCAUACAUCUGGACUUUUUCCUAUGAAAAAAAACAAACGAACGUGUCUAAACGGUGACAUUUUAAACCAACGGGUGCGAGUGUGAUCAGCGGUUAAACGCACGUUUAGAAAAUCUGCCUCUUCUGACAUCAAAAGUGGGCGUGUCCACCUAGAAGUAUGACGGAGAGAUGAGCCACGUUUGCUGAAGUCCACCGAGUUUGCUGGUACACUGAUCUACCCAGCGCCAGGUGCAUAUUGCACCUGGCGGUGUAAUAUGUCACCUUUAACCGAACACCAGAAAAUUCUAUGCUUACCAGCGAUCGGACCAGGUCCUGAUUCAUCAUCAUAUUCAUAUCCCGUCCAGUUUUUUGAUGUUUUUUUUAAUACAUAUUCGAGUAUCACCUUUGUAGUAACCCCCGUUGUGAUUGUAUGAGACUUCUCUCAGCCUCAGUCGUAUCCAAGCACCUUGGGGCAGCAGCGUCUGCUAUAAAAGCUAAAUGUUCUUCCACACAUGCACCUUUACCCACUCGCUGGUCUACUUAAAUACCCAGCCUUCUAUUAACUACUACAUUUAGAGGGAUGCUGUUCAGGAGAGAUGAGGCUUGAUGUUGAGUUGCAUUGGAUAAAA
This is a messenger RNA of Gadus chalcogrammus (walleye pollock), 3071 nucleotides long. RefSeq names its product amine oxidase copper containing 2 (gene aoc2). Gene Ontology annotation, biological process: amine metabolic process. Gene Ontology annotation, cellular component: plasma membrane. The transcript is spliced from 6 exons. The record is from RefSeq and is a predicted model, not a curated record. The coding region runs from base 127 to 2400 and encodes 757 amino acids. NCBI's taxonomy places the organism in Eukaryota, Metazoa, Chordata, Actinopteri, Gadiformes, Gadidae. Gene Ontology annotation, molecular function: copper ion binding; primary methylamine oxidase activity; quinone binding.